GACACGUGAGGGGGCGUGGCUUUCCUGGGCCAAUAUGGCUGCCGUGUCGCAUUUCCUGAACGGUAAAGUUUGAUCAGCUACCUGUUAGCGUCUGUGCGGACGGAGGUUGCCUGUUGGGACGAGUGUUCCGGUGAGACACCUCACCUGUCAGAACCGGUUUACUCAGGUUACUUUUAUCUCUACGGCUCGUUCGUCAGCAGCCUGAAGAAGCCAUGUCCUCUCCAGAAAUCGCGUCCCUGUCUUGGGGCCACAUGAAGGUGAAGGGAUGCUCAUCCAGCUACAAGGACUGCAAGGUCUGGCCUGGAGGCAGCCAGGCCUGGGACUGGAGGGAGACCGGGACCAAUCACUACCCCGGAGUCCAGCCCGCCGACCUGGAGGAGGUUCUGAAGAAGGGAAUAACCCUGCUGGUCAUCGGCAGAGGCAUGAGUGAAGCUCUGCAGGUUCCUGCUUCCACUCUGGACUUUGUGACGCACCGCGGCGUGGAGGUGCGCGUCCUGCAGACGGAGAAGGCUGUAGCCGAAUACAACAAACUGGCAGUCCAGGGCGCCAAAGUGGGCGGGGUUUUCCACUCCACCUGCUGAUGUUGCGUUGGAUCUGAACCCCCGGUUGGCUCGGUUACGGUUUAAACGGCCGAACGUUUCUGGAUCUGUGGUUUCUUCUUAAGAACUUUAGAGGAUUUAAAUAAAAACAAACCACUUUAAAAGUGAAGCCGUUCAGCAGGAGAUGCACUGGAAGCGUGUUUGUGUGUAACAGAUGACUGACGGGACCCUGCUGGGGGCGUUUCUAACCCAGAACGGCUUCAGGUUCUGCAGGAGAUCUGAAUAAAACUUUGGAUUCAACAGAAA
This is a messenger RNA of Nothobranchius furzeri (turquoise killifish), 845 nucleotides long. It is a transcript of the gene aamdc, whose product is annotated as adipogenesis associated, Mth938 domain containing. Gene Ontology annotation, cellular component: cytoplasm. NCBI's taxonomy places the organism in Eukaryota, Metazoa, Chordata, Actinopteri, Cyprinodontiformes, Nothobranchiidae. Gene Ontology annotation, biological process: positive regulation of fat cell differentiation. The record is from RefSeq and is a predicted model, not a curated record.